This is a messenger RNA of Coccidioides immitis RS, 240 nucleotides long. RefSeq lists its product as uncharacterized. The record is from RefSeq and is a predicted model, not a curated record. Gene Ontology annotation, cellular component: endoplasmic reticulum. Bases 1 to 240 code for a protein of 79 amino acids. The transcript has 3 exons. NCBI's taxonomy places the organism in Eukaryota, Fungi, Ascomycota, Eurotiomycetes, Onygenales, Onygenaceae.
AUGGCUCAGACUCCACAACAACGAAGAGCAAAUGAAAGAUACGCAAAGAAUGAAACUGCCAAGCGAGGCAAACCAGAGAACAUUUCAAAGGCAAAGAUAAAGCCAAAGGCAUCUCUCUCAACAGGCUGGGUCGUUGUGCUUGCAUUUGUUGUGUGUGGUGGUGUUAUGUUUGAACUAGUACGGGUCAUUCCAGAAUUAUGGGGUUUGAUAUCAUCAUUGAUUAGUCGAUGGACAAGUUAA